This is a messenger RNA of Phalacrocorax carbo (great cormorant), 1811 nucleotides long. NCBI's taxonomy places the organism in Eukaryota, Metazoa, Chordata, Aves, Suliformes, Phalacrocoracidae. The record is from RefSeq and is a predicted model, not a curated record.
CAUGGUGACGAGGCUGUUCCGUGGAGGCUGUGAUGGGUUGACAGGUGCGUGACAGUCGGAGCUCUCUGCAGGCAUGUAUGGCAAAGGCAAGAGCAACAGCAGCGUCCCGUCCGACAGCCAGGCUAGGGAGAAAUUAGCACUGUACGUAUAUGAAUAUCUGCUCCAUGUAGGAGCACAGAAAUCAGCCCAGACAUUUUUAUCAGAGAUAAGAUGGGAAAAAAACAUCACACUAGGGGAGCCCCCGGGAUUCUUGCACUCCUGGUGGUGUGUAUUUUGGGAUCUCUACUGUGCAGCUCCAGAAAGACGAGAAACAUGUGAACAUUCAAGUGAAGCAAAAGCCUUUCAUGACUACAGUGCUGCAGCAGCUCCCAGUCCAGUGCUAGGAAACAUUCCCUCAGGAGAUGGCAUGCCAGUAGGUCCUGUACCACCGGGUAUUUUUCAGCCUUUCAUGUCCCCUCGAUACCCUGGAGGUCCAAGGCCACCUUUAAGAAUACCCAGUCAGGCACUAGGAGGUGUCCCAGGAAGUCAGCCAUUAUUGCCUAGUGGGAUGGACCCAACAAGGCAGCAAGGGCAUCCAAACAUGGGUGGGCCAAUGCAGAGAAUGACUCCUCCAAGAGGAAUGGUUCCUUUAGGACCCCAGAACUAUGGAGGUGCAAUGAGACCCCCACUGAAUGCUUUAGGUGGCCCAGGGAUGCCUGGAAUGAACAUAGGUCCAGGCUGUGGUAGACCUUGGCCAAACCCAGCCAGUGCCAAUUCUAAUGAAUCACAGAAUGGUAGAAGGGACCUCUGGAGAUCAUCUUGUCCAACCCCACUGCUUGAGCAGGUACACCAAGAGCAGGGGGCACAGGAACACGUCCAGAUACCUUAUUCUUCAGCAUCUCCUGGGAACUAUGUAGGUCCUCCAGGAGGUGGAGGGCCACCAGGAACACCUAUCAUGCCUAGUCCAGCAGAUUCAACCAACUCUGGAGACAACAUGUACACUUUAAUGAAUGCAGUACCACCUGGACCCAACAGACCUAAUUUUCCAAUGGGGCCAGGGUCAGAUGGACCUAUGAGUGGACUGGGUGGAAUGGAUUCACAUCAUAUGAAUGGCUCAUUAGGCUCAGGAGACAUGGACAGUAUUUCCAAAAACUCUCCCAGUAAUAUGAGCAUGAGUAAUCAGCCUGGCACUCCCAGGGAUGACGGUGAGAUGGGUGGAAAUUUCCUGAACCCUUUUCAGAGUGAGAGCUACUCCCCUAGCAUGACAAUGAGCGUGUGAUCUGCUACCAAGUCACCUCAUGAAGACCACAGUGAGUUGGCUCUCUCCAAAGAGCUACUACAGAAGAAAAUUAUUUGUCCCAGUGCAUAGUUUAACAAAAGGAUCUCAGACACAAUCAGAACCACCAUUUUUUUCUACCAUCUCCCCAGUUUUGUCAAGAAAUUGGGUCCCAAACAUGAUUGAGACAACAGUAGAGUGGCAUAACAGAAUUGCCCAAGAUGGAACAUUUAUCUAUGUAAAUAUAUGGGUUAAUGUAUUUGUAUAUAUGUGUGUGAGAGAUACAGAAAUGCACACAUACAUAUAUAAACCUGCAAGACAUUGUAAAAUAUUGUCACAUGACAUCUUAAGUAGAAAUGAGGAGUAGGGACUUUUAUUCCAUCUUUUUUUUUAUUACUACAUUUUAGUUAUUAAAGUUUGCUUUCCUUCUUCCCUCCUGAACUGUUUUAUGUUGCAUAUAUCACUGCUUUAUAAGUUAUUUUUAAGGUGAACUCAAAUGAUAAAUUCUUCUGAUUUUGUAAAUGUCUGCCAUAGGAAUAAAAUUGCUUAUAAGAGC